GUGCCAGUGAUCCAUUAAGAAGAAGAAGAAGAUGACACAGACCAGCAAGGCCACCUUCUGCCCCCUGUGUCAGAAGCUCUACUCCGCCUUCAACCAACACCUUGAAAGGGGGCACAAGAUAAAAAAUAAAACUGAGAGGGAUAUCCUCAACAAGAUGGGGAACGGAAGAAUUAAAAUAAGGACAGAGUCCUGCACUGUUCCAGGCUGCCCCUAUAAGGGCAGCCGGCUUGAUAAACACCUCGAUAAUGGCCACAAGGAGCUGAGCGCUCAGGAGAGGGCGGCUUUUAUUAAGGAGGCGAAGCUGGCCAAGGGCAAGGCCAGCCUUGCUGAACUGAGGGCCUCAAACCCGCAGGUCCCAAUGGUGUCCACACUGGACAUAGACGUCACCGAGGGAGAUGACAUGGGGGUCCGUCCGGACGAAGAAGAUGAAGAAGAGGAAGAUACAUGCCCCCAAUGCUCCGAGACCAAGAGGCAAUUGAAGGACCUGACGCUGGAAGUGAAGACUCUGAAGGCUCAAAACAACACCCUCACCCGGGAGCUAGCCACAUCAAGGAGGAAAAAUAGACUCCUAAUCAGAAGGCUGGGGAAGAUUAAGGGAGAACAGCCAAUGGAGAGCACCUCCUCCGACGAAUCCGAUGAGGCUAUGGAGCCUGAGCCUGAGCCUGAGCCUGAGCCUGGGCCAUCCGGCAUCUCAAAGCCGGCCAAGCCGAAGUCCUCCGAGUCCUCCAGGCCGAAGUCCUCCGAGUCCUCCAGGCCGAAGUCCUCCGAGUCCUCCAAGCCGGAGUCCUCCGAGUCCUCCAAGCCGGAGUCCUCCGAGUCCUCCAAGCCGGAGUCCUCCGAGUCCGCCAAGCCGGAGUCCUCCGGGUCAAGACCGUCCACCUCCGGCUCUGCAGAGGAGCCGCAAGACUAUCAGAAAAAUAAAGUUCCCCGAUUCGAUGGAAGACUACCUGAAAGAGUAUCAAGGCUAUCAAGCGGGGGCGGCCAACACAGGCAGGUCCCAGGAGACGGCCUUGUCCAAGGUGUCGCGGGUGCUGUCUUUUCUCUAUUUUAUGACCCACAAAAAAUCUGA
Alosa sapidissima (American shad) is the source of this 1069-nucleotide messenger RNA. RefSeq names its product serine-rich 25 kDa antigen protein-like. NCBI's taxonomy places the organism in Eukaryota, Metazoa, Chordata, Actinopteri, Clupeiformes, Clupeidae. The transcript has 2 exons. The record is from RefSeq and is a predicted model, not a curated record. The coding region runs from base 32 to 1069 and encodes 345 amino acids.